UCUGGGUUUAUUUUUGAUGUGCAGUCCAAUACUGUGAUGGCCCAAGGAGGAACCUUUGAAAACAUGAAGGAGAAGAUCAGCGCGGUGCGAGCGAUAGUCCCCAACAGGAGCAACAACGAGAUCGUCCUCGUGCUGCAGCAUUUUGACAACUGCGUGGACAGAACCGUGCAGGCCUUCAUGGAAGGCAAUGCCAGUGAAGUGCUGAAGGAAUGGACUGUGACAGGCAAAAAAAAGAACAAGAAGAAGAAAACCAAACCGAAACCGCAAGCCGAAUCGAGCCCUGGCCUCCCAGACCCCGGUAAAUCGGUGCCCGCUGAAGAGGAGCAGUCGGCGAACUCGGAGAAGGGUGGAAUUAACGGUUUCCAUGUCAACGGCUGUGCCCAGGACACGGAGUCCGUGGACUCGCUCAGCGAAGGUUUGGAUGCGCUUUCGCUUGACGCCCGGGAGCUGGAGGAUUGCGAGGCGGCCGCGCCGGCCAUGCCUGACAGAACAGCAGUGCCUGAACUAGAGAAUGGGAUAGCAGACUUUGACACAAACUCGCUCAUCAUGCAUCCUUCCCAGAGCCCUGCGUCUCUCCGGCAGCGGCCUGAGCAGAGGAGCGCUAGCAGGUCUCUGUCCAGAUCGGCAGCGAGCAACUCCGCUCCCGCGUCCCUGCCCGUCCCGCGGCGGGAAGAGCUCCCGGCGUUCCCCGCCAACAAGAAGCUGGGUUCUAAUAUUGAAAAAUCCGUGAAGGAUCUCCAGCGCUGCACCGUGUCGCUGGCUCGGUACCGGGUCGUGGUGAAGGAGGAGAUGGACGCCUCCAUUAAGAAGAUGAAGCAGGUCUUUGCAGAGCUGCAGAGUAG
Leptosomus discolor (cuckoo roller) is the source of this 842-nucleotide messenger RNA. The record is from RefSeq and is a predicted model, not a curated record. NCBI's taxonomy places the organism in Eukaryota, Metazoa, Chordata, Aves, Leptosomiformes, Leptosomidae.